Cuscuta europaea is the source of this 1283-nucleotide messenger RNA. NCBI's taxonomy places the organism in Eukaryota, Viridiplantae, Streptophyta, Magnoliopsida, Solanales, Convolvulaceae. The record is from the annotation of a GenBank genome assembly.
GAAAAACGUCAAAACCAGCUCCCAGGAAUCCAGGAUCUGCGCAAACGGGCAAAACCCCAAACGAGUGACGCCGUCGACUUCAGUCUUCAGUCUCUGGCUUUCUGCGACUCUCACCUGCCGCCUGCCGGACGGCCACUGGACGGUGCACGGUGCGCCGGUGGCCCGGUGCUGCACCGCCUGCCCGCCUGCACUGCUGAGUCUGCUGUCUGCUGGCUGCUGCGGUCUGCGGUCUGCCUAACUCGAGAACAGCUGAACAGGAGAAGACCGAGAAGUAGCUCUGCAGCUCUCGCCUCUGCUUGACUAGUUGACUGCUUCAGGUCGCCCCGUACGUAAAGGACCAACUCUUACUAAUUUGCAUCACUAUCGCUAUGAUCUAUUUUUGUGCUGUGAUUGAUUUGCAACUGCAAGAGUUGGGACUAACCAGUCUUCAGACUUCAGUGGAACGAACAAAGGAGCAGGCCCAAAUGCCAACGUCGCUGACUCGAUCGUUGACCACUAACCAGUCUAACCGCCCUACCACCGACGCUUGGCCGGCCGCCCUCCCUCCCCCUUCUCGGCUUCACAGUCCAGGUGUCCAAGUUUCCCGACGGACCCAACAGGCAGCAGCCUGCCAGCCUCACUCCUCACUUCCUCAGCCUUCUGCCUUCUGGUGCGCUGUGCUUACCUUCAGGCUCUCACAUAGUUCACUCCUUCGCCGGAAUCACGGCUUCACCUAUCUGCCUUCAGAGGAUCCCCACCAUCCCAACAAGAGAUCGAAGAUCUUGAGAGACGCUGCCAUGGCAUUCCUUUAAAAAUAUGUAACAUUGAGCAUGGGCGUGUCAGUUUCUUCUCCUUUGACAGAGUGGAGCUUCCUGCACUUCCUUGACAUGUUUGCUGUGAUGGUGGAGAUCUGUGUUUUGAGAUGAAAGCACCAGUGAGCGUGGAGAGUAUUUACUCUCCAAAGCUACCAUCUUCUUGAAUAUCAAAGCUAUCAUCAGUAAAAGGCAACCAUCUAGGGUGUUCUGUCGGAGACCAGGCCAGUCCAGAACCCAAAAUCUUGAAUCACAGCAUGGACUGAAGAAUACCCAGUCCUGAUAUCCUGGACAGGACAGGGUUGAAUAAAACCUUGACCGUUAUUAAAUUUAUGGACAAAACAUGAAUAAAGUUACUGUGUGUAUACCGUUAGGGAAAAAAAUAAAAAGAAAACAAAACGUUAGAAUUACUAUAAUGUAAAAUUGAACAUAAUCAUGUUGUAAAAUUACUAUUAUAGAUAUUAAAAUGGACAAAGUCAUGUUUUUAUCCAC